GGACGUUCAACUCCAUUAACAGAGAGGCAGUGUUAAACAGGAUUCUGCAGCAGUUUACACGCAACUACUCAUUACUGAAUUGUCAUAGCAAGCAACAGUAGACUGAAGCAAGCCACCAUGAACAAAGAUGAAAUUGUCAUCGUCUCCGCCGCGCGGACUCCAAUUGGAUCCCUGAAUGGUUCCCUGUCCACGGUGCCUUUGCACGAGCUAUGUUCUGUGGUGAUCAAAGAUGUCCUAAAGCGGGCCGCGGUAAAUCCGGAAGAAGUUUCCGAGGUCAUCAUGGGCCACGUCCUGACAGCAGGUCACGGGCAGAAUCCAGCGCGUCAGGCCAGUGUGGGUGCGGGCAUUCCCUACUCGGUCCCGGCGUGGAGCUGCCAGAUGGUUUGUGGCUCCGGCCUGAAAGCUGUGUGUCUGGGGGCUCAGUCCAUCCAGACCGGAGAGUCCACGGUGGUAGUGGCAGGAGGCAUGGAGAGCAUGAGCAGGGCUCCUCACACGCUUCACAUGAGAGGCGGAGUCAAAAUGGGCGACGCCUCCCUUCAGGACUCAAUGGUGGCCGACGGUUUGACCGACGCUUUUCACGGCUACCAUAUGGGCAUCACAGCGGAGAAUGUGGCCAAGCAGUGGGACGUCAGUCGAGAGGCGCAGGACGUGUUUGCCGUCCGGUCGCAGAACAAAGUGGAAGCGGCGCAGAAAGCGGGACACUUCCUUCAAGAAAUUGUACCAGUUGUGGUUCAGUCCCGGAAAGGCGCUGUAGAAGUGAAAUCGGAUGAGUUCCCUCGGCACGGCAGCCAUCUUGACAGUAUGUCCAAGCUCAGGCCGUGCUUCGUUAAAGACGCCAGCGGCACCGUCACCGCCGGCAACGCCUCAGGUAUUAACGAUGGUGCGGCCGCCACCAUUCUCAUGAGCCAAUCGGAGGCCUCCAGGCGGGGCCUACAAGCCAUGGCCAGGAUCGUGUCGUGGGCUCAAGCCGGGCUCGAUCCAUCCAUCAUGGGCACUGGACCCGUACCGGCCAUCAGGAAAGCGGUUGAGAAGGCAGGAUGGCAACUGGAUCAGGUUGAUCUUUUUGAGAUCAACGAGGCCUUUGCCGCACAGUCAGUCGCUGUGGUUAAAGAGCUUGGACUCAAAGAAGAAAAGGUAAAUGUCAAUGGUGGUGCCAUUGCACUGGGUCAUCCCAUUGGAAUGUCAGGCUGCAGGAUUCUGGUAACGUUGCUGCACGCGCUACAGAGGACACAUGGAAAGAAGGGCGUGGCAUCCUUGUGCAUCGGUGGAGGGAUGGGCAUCGCCAUGUGUGUCGAGAGCCUUUGAUGCCAUGCCGAUGUUUAGUUUUUGGAAUGGAACAGCAGUGUUCACCUGCCAGAUACUAGUGACUUUGGAGCUCAAAUAGAUGCCUGCAUUAGAAGGGGGAGGAAAUACUACUGUAGUUUGUCUAACUUGUAAAUCAUGACUCGCACUGUAAAGCAUUGCUCUUGGGUAAGAGUGCUAUUUCUGGGAAAUCCUCAUUGUUUUGAAACUAACAUUCCAUUGUAGUUCCUGUAACAAAUGGACUCAAAACUAUAUCGUGCCAUAAACUUGCCUUAAUUAAAAUGUAUACUGUACUUGGGAUUCUCAAUUUUUGGGGGGUCAGUGCCAGUGUUGUUAAUAACGGCGUUACAAUAUAAUGGCGUUACUAACGGCGUUAUUUUUUUUCUGUAGUGGGUAAUCUAAUUAAUUACUUUUCUCAUCUUGGCAACGCCGUUACCGUUACUGAGGACGGAAAGGCAUGCGUUACUAUGCGUUACUAUAUUGGUCGAAAAGUCUGAGGGAGACGGACUCACCGAGUCGACAGAGCAGAGCAGGAGUGUGGAGGAGGCAAGAAAGUUGUGACGCCGAGCAAACGCGAUGCUAGGUAGCUCCAAUAAUACAUGUUGCAGCCGAUAGCCUGCAAACUACGCCCGCAUGUUAUGGUAGAUAUGGUAGACAUGGUAGAUAUCACAUGUACUGUAUGUAGAUAUAACUAGAUGCAAAAUGACAGACAUGGCACUAAAUGUGUUAGUAGACAGCCGCCAUCUUGAAGCAGUAGACUUUUUAGGACGGCUCUGUUGUAGAGAACCUUCCUAGCGAACCUAAGUAACUUUUUAUAUAAAAUACUUCUAAAUCGGCAAAAUCUUGACUUGAAUCUAUCUUUAAAUGAUGAAACAGUUUUAAAACUUUCAUAUGUCGAAAGUAGAGAGAAGGGAACUAAUGCAAUAAUGGGAGCAAUUCUAACAACUUUUAACAGUUGAUUCAGGGUAAAGAGUAAAUUAGGGUAAAGAAUUGGGCUCGGGCCAAUUGUACCAAAAAUCUUCACAAAAAACUUCACAUAGUGUGGCCAAUGUUUUUUUUUUUUUUUUUUUUUUUAAAUUGAGGAAAAAAGAAAAAAAAAGUAAUUAUCACCAAUUACUUUGCCAAGUAACUACCGUAAUUACUCUUACAUUCAGGUAAUUGAGUUACUAACGCAAUUACUUUUUGGGAGAAGUAAUUUGUAACUAUAAUUACUUUUUUUCAGUAAGAUUAACAACACUGGUCAGUGCUCAAAACGCUACAAUUUAAAGACGAUAUGUAUGAAUAAAAAUGUCGAUUCACAAAUUUUUGGAGCAAUACUUUUUGACUAGCCAUAUAAUUUUCCAAAAGUAAUUAUAUGUUGCAAUGAACAAGCCUUUUGUUCAAUGAUUGAAAACAUUUAUGCAGGGUUGUCUGAUGGGACGCAAUCAUAGAGCUUGCAAUAGUUCAAACUAAUUGGUUUAACAUGUAAGAAAUGUUUAUAAAUGAUACUUUUCAGCAGGUUGUGUU
Messenger RNA from Corythoichthys intestinalis (scribbled pipefish), 2808 nucleotides. RefSeq names its product acetyl-CoA acetyltransferase 2 (gene acat2). The record is from RefSeq and is a predicted model, not a curated record. Gene Ontology annotation, cellular component: mitochondrion. Gene Ontology annotation, molecular function: acetyl-CoA C-acetyltransferase activity. NCBI's taxonomy places the organism in Eukaryota, Metazoa, Chordata, Actinopteri, Syngnathiformes, Syngnathidae. Bases 118 to 1305 code for a protein of 395 amino acids. The transcript has 9 exons. Gene Ontology annotation, biological process: fatty acid beta-oxidation.